This is a messenger RNA of Dermatophagoides pteronyssinus (European house dust mite), 4660 nucleotides long. It is a transcript of the gene Snoo, whose product is annotated as Sno oncogene. The record is from RefSeq and is a predicted model, not a curated record. Gene Ontology annotation, biological process: negative regulation of BMP signaling pathway. Gene Ontology annotation, cellular component: cytoplasm; transcription regulator complex; nucleus. Lineage: Eukaryota; Metazoa; Arthropoda; Arachnida; Sarcoptiformes; Pyroglyphidae. Gene Ontology annotation, molecular function: DNA-binding transcription factor activity, RNA polymerase II-specific; SMAD binding; RNA polymerase II cis-regulatory region sequence-specific DNA binding.
AUACAUUUUUUUUGGACAUUCUCGAAUGAAAUGGACACACACACAUAUUAGUGAAAUAUCAUCAUCAUCAUUCGAUCCAUCGAACCAAACAAACAAACAAACAAAUGAAAAACUAAUCGAUCUUCGAUCUUCGAUCUUCAAUUUUUUGUUCAAAUAAUAUUCUUUUGUUUUUUCUUUUCACUCAUAAUAUGAUAAUGAUGAUGAUGUAAAUAAAUACAUGAAAUGUUUUUAUUGAUUCAACGAUGCAACAAUCUCAGACUCAACAACAACAACAACAACAACAACAAAUUGUGCCAGAUACUUUUUUACCAUUAAAGAAUCAACGUUUGAUUAAUGAAGAAAAUUCACCAGUUGAUUUAAGUAAAUUAAAUAUUGAACAACAACAACAACAACAACAGCGACAACAAAAUUCAAUCAUUUUUCCAUCAUCAUCAUCAUCAUCAACGACGAAUGCCAAAUUAAAUUCAAUAGUCGGUAUGGAUUUAACUGUUGCCCAUAAUAAUAAUAAUGGCCAAAGCCAAUCAUCAACAUCGACGACUAUAUCGACAACAUCGACUACAUUAGAAUCACAUUCAAAACAUAUAAAAAAAGUUUUAAAACAUUAUCAAGCAGCAGCUACAUUAUCAUUAAAUGGUCCUGAUUGGUUUUUACCAAUUGUAUCGGCGACAACAACAACAACAAAUGCUUCAACCAUCAAUGGCAAUAAUAAUUCAAUGAUAGUAUCAUCGGCUGCUGCUGCUGCUGCUGCAUCUCAAUCUUUAACCGAUAAUGAUGUUUUGGAGCUUACCAAAACUAAAUCCAAUACUGUUGUUGAUAAUAAUAAAAUUGCCGGCAUUUUUAAUACAACAACUCUUGAUUUACGCACAACAACAGCGGCAGCAUCAACAUUAAAUUCAUCAUCAACAGCAACCAUAACUAAUAAUAACAAACAAACAUUAUCACCAUAUUUGUCUGCGGCUGCUGCUGCUGUUGGUGGUGGUGGUGGUGGACAUUCAUCUUUAUCAACAAAUCAAGGGUUAACAUCAUUAAAAGAUAUAUUUGAUCCAUUAUUUGCACCACCACCAUUUCCAAUACAACAACCACCAUUAUUAACACCACCGGAUCAAGGUCCAAAUCGUAUUGAACGUACAGAAACCAAAUUAGAAGGUGAAUUAAUUGCCUGUUUUAUGGUUGGUGGUGAACUUCGGUUAUGUGUACCACAAAUAUUCAAUAUUGUACUUAGAGAUUUUACAUUACAACAAAUAAAUCAAGUUAUUGAAGAAUUACAGAUUAAUUGCUCAACAUGUACACGUGAUCAAAUGGAAGUUUUAAAAUUGAAUGGUGAUAUACCACCAAUGGCACCAAGUUGUGGUUUGAUAACCAAAACUGAUGCACAUAGACUUUGUUCAACAUUAUUAGGUUCAUCAACUGGUGGUAGUUGUGUUGGUGUUGGUGUUGGAAAUAUUACGGAAACAACUUUUAUUAAUGAACCAUAUAUAUUAGUUUAUCAUGAAUGUUUUGGCCGUUGUAUUGGUCGUUAUUUACCAACAUUAUAUACAAAUGAUUUAGCACAAUGUAUACAAUGUAAUGAAUGUAUGUCAUUAUUUACAACAUUUUCAUUUGUUUGUCAUUCACAUAAACAACAACAACAACAACAACAAUAUGGUAAUGAAAAUCGUACAGUACAUUGGGGUUUUGAUCCAUUAAAUUGGCGUUCAUAUUUAUUACCAAUUGAAGAUUUAGCUAGUUUAGAUGAUGAUUUAUCAUCAUCAUCAUCAUCAUUAUUAAUGAUUAUUUCAUCAAAUAAUUUACAAUCGUUAUUAAUUGAUCAAAAAAAUCUAAGUCAUUUGUUAUUAUUAAUACAAAAUAGUAAAUUAUCUGCAUCAUCCGCAUCAUCUUCAUCUGCAUCAUCAACAUUAUUGAUUCCACCAUGUUGUACAGGUGGAAGAAAAGCAUUUAAAUCAUCAUCAAUAACCGAUACAGCCUUAUAUCAAUCAAUUGAUAAUAUUCGUUUAAUUAUGAAAGAUAUGAAAUGUCGUUUUGCAAAACAAACGACAACAUCAACAACGACAUUAGCAUCUUCUUCUUCUUCAUCGAAAUUGAAUUCAUCAUCUCGAUUAUUGACAGGCAAUUUUAAACGUAAAGAUAUGACAUUUGACACAUCGAUUCUAUCAACAAAACCAUCAUCGUUGUUAAUGUCAUUGGAAUCACAAUUGAAUCAAACAUUAUCAUCGAAUAAACGAAUCAAAACUGAACCAUUAGAUUUACAUCAUCAACAACAUUAUUCGAAUAUUGGUGGUAGUAAUGGUGGUGAUAAUCUAUCAACAACAAUGUCACCAUUUGUUUAUCCAUUUUUACAAUCUUAUUUAACAUCAGGUAUGAUGAUGACACCGUCAUCGUUGUCCAAUGAUGAUUUAAAACAACAACAAACGAAAAGCCAAAAAGAUUUUUUCUUAACGCAACAACAAAAGCCAUCAACGACAAAUACAAAUUAUCUUUCAACAUUAUUAAAUGGUGCUGCUUUAGCAGCAGCAACAGCCACAUCAUCAGUAAAUUCAUUAACAUCAUCAUCAUUAAUAAAUAAUAAUAAUACAAAUUCAUCGAAUGCGUUUAUAACAAAUAUUUUACAAAAUAAUAAUAAUAAAUCUUUGGAUUCAUCUACAUCGACGACAAAUAAAUUACAAUCAAAAUCAUUAUUUCAAGCAAAUAAUUAUGGUCAAUUAGCUUCUACGGUUAAUAAUACUGAUCGAUUAUAUAAUUUAUCGAAUGUUGAUCUUAUUAAUCAAUCUUGUAUGCAAUUUUCACAUCAACCAUCAACUGCAGGUGGAAAUAGUAAUGGUCAACAACAACAAAAUCAUUGUCAUCCGAUUGAUCGUUUGAUAAGUGAUUCUUUGUUGAAUAAUCAAUCGAAAAAAGAAUUAAAAAGUGAAACGCAAACUAAACAUUCAUCGAAUGAAAUAUCAUUGGCUAAAACAUUGAUUGGUGGUAAUGGUCGAACUUUGUUGUUUCCAUCAAAAAAUCAUUCGAAUUCAUCAUCUAGUCUUUAUGAAUCAUCCGCAUCACCAUCGAUAAAAUUAACUAAUCAAAAGAAUGAUGAUAAUAAUACUAUUCAGCAAUCUCAAAGUGAUUUAUUGUGGCCAUUUGCUAGCACAGCAUCAGCAGCAGCUCAUCAAAGUAUCUUAUCAUCGGCUAAACAUUUAAAAGAAAAUCAAAAUUCUACAAAUAAAAAUUUAGCUUCUUUAAUUUCACCGACAACAUUGAUGGAAGGUAAUCUUUAUAAUACUAUACAUAUGUUACAAAAAAUGCGACAUUUAUGUUUUGAAUUGGGUAUGACGCCCAAUUCAUUCGAACGAUCAUCAUCAACAUCGACAACAACAAAUCGAAAUUUUUCAUCCAAAGAAAAUGCACAGCAUGAAGUGGAAACACGAAUACAAAUGUUGGGCCAAUUAAUCAAAGAUUCAUCAUUUGAAGCAUUAAAAAGAAAUCUAUCAAUGAUUGAAUAUUUAAUCGAUGAUAUACUUGUACAUUUUAUUAAUAAUAAUCAUCAAUUACCAUCAUCUGGAUCGAUGAUUAUGGAACGUUUUAAAAAACGAAUGUUUACCAACAUAUUGGAUAUGUUGGAAGAUAUUUUUGCUGAACAAUUAUCCAGUACGAAUCCGAUUGCUGAGCAACAAUUAUCGAAUCUUAAAGUAGAAGAUGAUGAUGAUGAUGAUGAUGUGAUGGUUGGUGAUCAAAAAAAAUCGAUGAGCUCAUCAAAAGAUAAUGAACAUUUGAUAGCUCAAGACAAGAUAAAAAAAGAACAACAACAACAAUCAUUUGAUUUGGAUUCUGAUUCAAAAACAACCAAUUCAAACAAUGCGAUACAAGAACCGUCCGAAUCUGUUCAUUCAUCAUAUUCAUCAUCAAUACAGAUCAUUGAAGAAGAUGAAACACAAUCACCUAAAGGACAAAAAAAUGAUACUGAUGAAAAUAUUGUUGAUCAUAGUGAUGUUGUUGAUAAUCAUUUAGCAAAAGAUAAUAAUUCAUCGAUACCAAUAACAGAAUCAAAUCUAAUCGAUUCUUUAGUUGCUCAUCAUUUAUUGACCAAUGGUUUUCAUCAUAAUAAUCAUCAUCCAAAUCGAUCAACAAUCGAAGCUAUUAAUGAACAAUUAUCACAUGCGAUCUCAACUUUAGCUGCUGCAGCAGCUUCAGUUUCAUCAUCAUCAUCAUCAUCAUCUCCUUCUCUUCGUUCAUCACCAUUAUCAUCUAAUACAAUAGUGCCAUCUUUAUUAUCAUCGACUAAUAAAUCAUUUCAUCAUCAUCAUCAUAAUCGAAUGGCAAACCAAUUUCAUCGAAAUUUAUCGACGAAUAAUGUGAUUGUUGAUGAUGAUGAUGAUGAUGAUGAUACAGGUACCAGCUCCAAAGCAACAACAUCGACGACAUCUACCACCACUACUAACCUGACUCAACAACCUUCAUUACUUUUGGCCACUGGAUCUCCAAAUUGAAAUUUCUCAUUAAUCUCAUUUUGAGAAUUUCUUUCUUUUUUUUGGCAAUCUUUCUCAAUAAAUCUCUAUAUAUAAUCCAGCCGGAUUCUAUUUUAUUUUCUUGUUUCGUUUGAAAAUUCCCAAAAAAAAAUGAAUCCCGGUUGUGAUAUAAAAAAAAACAUUGAUUCAAGAUACACAAACAAAACAAAACAAAA